This is a messenger RNA of Melanotaenia boesemani (Boeseman's rainbowfish), 5886 nucleotides long. RefSeq names its product insulin-like growth factor 2 mRNA binding protein 1 (gene igf2bp1). Gene Ontology annotation, biological process: nervous system development; regulation of gene expression. Gene Ontology annotation, cellular component: cytoplasm; cytosol; nucleus. Gene Ontology annotation, molecular function: mRNA 3'-UTR binding. The transcript has 15 exons. Bases 110 to 1915 code for a protein of 601 amino acids. The record is from RefSeq and is a predicted model, not a curated record. NCBI's taxonomy places the organism in Eukaryota, Metazoa, Chordata, Actinopteri, Atheriniformes, Melanotaeniidae.
CGCGAGGAUAAAAAAAAAACAAACUUUUUAUUGUUUCUGGUUUAUAUUUUAAAUUUUCUGGCUUUCUUUUUAAUUUCUAUUUUGUGGACUGUGAUAAAGAAUUUUCAACAUGCAUAAGCUCUACAUCGGGAAUCUAGGUGACAGCGUGACCGCCGAGGAGUUGGAGAAAACCUUUGACGACCAUAAGAUCCCGUACACCGGACAGUUUCUCAUGAAAAACGGCUACGCUUUCGUGGAUUGUCCCGACGACCACUGGGCCAUGAAAGCUAUCGAGGCGUUCUCUGGUAAAGUGGAACUUCAUGGGAAACGGAUCGAGGUUGAACACUCCGUCCCCAAAAAACAAAGGACGAGGAAGCUGCAGAUCCGGAACAUCCCACCUCACCUGCAGUGGGAGGUGCUGGAUGGUCUGCUGGCGCAGUGUGGAACCGUUGAAAACUGUGAACAAGUUAACACGGAUAGUGAGACAGCAGUGGUGAAUGUCACGUAUGCAUCCCGGGAUCAAGCCAGGCAAGCCAUUCAGAAACUGAACGGGUACCAGUUUGAAAACAACGCCCUUCGCGUCUCUUACAUCCCUGAUGAGAACUCUGAAAUGGACGGAGGACAGCGGGGGCCAGAUAACGGCCGGCGCCCUGGAUACGGGCCCCGUGGUGGACUCCGCGGCGGGUCCCCCAGCUCUGGAAUGCUCACCAAAGCUCCACAUGCCGACAUCCCACUCAGAUUGCUGGUUCCCACUCAGUAUGUCGGAGCCAUCAUCGGCAAAGAGGGCGCCACCAUCCGAAACAUCACCAAGCAGACACAGAGCAAGAUUGAUGUACAUCGCAAGGAGAAUGCAGGAGCUGCUGAGAAGCCCAUCAGCAUCCACUCCACUCCUGAGGGCUGCUCGGCCGCCUGCCGCAUGAUCCUGGACAUCAUGCAACAGGAGGCUAAAGACACCAAGACGGCUGACGAGGUUCCUCUGAAGAUCCUGGCUCACAACAACUUUGUUGGUCGUCUCAUCGGGAAGGAGGGACGCAACCUGAAGAAAGUAGAGCAGGACACAGACACCAAGAUAACCAUCUCCCCCCUCCAGGACCUGACACUGUAUAACCCAGAGAGAACCAUCACUGUCAAAGGCUCCAUCGAAGCCUGCUGUCAGGCUGAGGUGGAGGUCAUGAAGAAAGUCAGAGAGGCCUACGAGAACGACAUUGCAGCUAUGAACCAGCAGACCCACCUGAUCCCUGGACUCAACCUGGGUGCUCUGGGUCUCUUCCCGUCUUCCUCCAACCUGCCCCCCCCUCCACCUGGAAACUCAGUGGGUGCCACCCCCUACGGCUGCUUCGGGGCCCCGGAGCAGGAGACGGUCCACGUUUACAUCCCAGCACAGGCGGUGGGGGCCAUCAUUGGAAAGAAAGGACAGCACAUCAAACAGCUGAGCCGCUUCGCUGGGGCCUCCAUCAAGAUCGCUCCAGCUGAGACUCCAGACUCUAAGAUGAGGAUGGUGAUUGUGACGGGACCGCCUGAGGCUCAGUUCAAGGCUCAGGGCAGAAUCUACGGUAAACUGAAGGAGGAGAACUUCUUCGGUCCAAAAGAAGAGGUCAAACUGGAAACUCACAUCAAGAUGGCGGCUGCUGCUGCAGGGCGGGUCAUCGGUAAAGGAGGCAAGACGGUGAACGAGCUGCAGAACCUGACUGCAGCUGAGGUGGUGGUUCCCAGAGAACAAACUCCGGAUGAAAACGAUCAGGUCAUCGUUAAGAUCAACGGACAUUUCUACGCCAGCCAACUGGCUCAGAGGAAGAUCCGAGACAUCCUGACCCAGGUCAAACAGCCACAGAAAGGUGGGCUGGGCAUGGGCCCCAGCCCCAACCCUCAGGGCUUCACAGAGAUGGGCAGCCCUACGCAGGGCCUGUCUCAGGACCACCAGCCACGCAGGAAGUGAGGGUCCUGCACCCUCCUCACAUGCCGUGGCCCCCUACCGCCUGACGGACCGACGGACACGUGCACAGACAGAUAGACGAAUACAGAAGAGCGACACACAGACCCAGCGAUAGACAGGGAGAGAUUUACAGAGGGAGGAAGUACGCCCGAUAGCCACUGAUAAACAUAUGACGAGAUGAAUAAAUCAGAAGAUGAAAUUAAUUAAGAUAAAAAGAAACUUGAAAACAGAGACCCGGUGCCAGGCCAGAAGAGAGACUGAGUGGGGAUGGAAGGAUGCAGGAACGAGGGAUAGAAAUAGAGGGGUGGUGUCCUCCUAGUGUGCCUUGUUCUGGCUGCAGCCAGCUCGUCCUCUGCUGCGAGUCCAACAGAACCUGCAGCAGUUUAACGAUAAGGCUGCGCUCAUCCAAACCGACCUGUCCACACCAUGGAGGGAAGGCUUGGCUUCAGUAUUCUGUCUUCUCUGAGACACACUAGCAGCGGCCCGUUUGUCCUCCUUCAUUCGCCCUCGAUAGACCUCUCCAACCAUCUGCAGUCAGCCCUAUAUUUUAAGGGUGUUUUUUUAAACAUAGAGAUAUAUGUAUAGAAAUGUUUUAUGCAGAGCUAUUAUUGAUAGAAUGCAGUGAGGCGGAUCCGGGAGAGGAAGCAGGGAAACUGCUGCAGAGGCUCAGGAGACCAGGUCGGGUCAGGUGCUCACCUAGCCCCCACCUUCACCUCCAAGCCAACGUAAAGUCUAGAAGAGGGGCCGCAGAUGUUAACACUGCUCUUUUAACACUUCUCUGGAUAACAGAGAUAGGUAGAAGAUAAAAGAAAAUGAGGUUGUAAAUAUAUCAUCUUCAUGUAAAUCUUAAGAAACGCUGCAUCUGACCACCCCGCCUCUUUUAAAGUAAACUCCCCGACCCCCCUCGUCUAUGAUGUGUAGCAUUAUGUAGCCUACGAGCAGAUGAGGGGGGAGGCGCUGAGGCAAGUGGUGUGAGGCGCAGCCAGAGACAGUAAGGGAGCGGGGUUGCAGCUGAUCCUGCAGUUCUAUUGCAGAGCCUCAGCUCACACGCCUGAUCACACAACAACCGCCAGUAGCUAUGCUAGCUGGCUAGCGGCCCGCCCCUUAAAUGGCAUAUUUUAUAUAUAUUAUAUAUAUAUGAUAUGUGAGUUAGCCCGGCCCCUCAGGUGAAUGUUUUGAAGGCAGCAAGUCAAGUGUGAAGUUUUGCUUCACCUGUAUGAAAAAGUCCUGCAGUGACAGACAGACGAGGUGCGUCUGAGACCUUCUGAUUGUUGCAUUGAUCCAGCGCUGGAUAUCCAAGGCCAGUCCUGAACAGGAUGAGUUUUCCUUCAGUGCCUCAGACCAUCGCUGCAAGUUAUCUCUGCUCUUUAAAUGAAAAUGCCUCCGAUGGUCAGACUGGUCUUAGUAGAGCGCAGGAACCAUAAAAGCAAAGUCUUCCAAAGCUCUUUGCCUUGAGGUGAGCAGUGGUUAAAAUCAGACUGAAAGGGAGCAGCUUCCUGGUUUUCUCUCCCAAUCUGCCAAAGGCCUGUGGGCGGAGCCUCCAGACCCUGCCUGCAUAUGAUAAUGAGGGGCGGGGUCAAAGUAUGGACGCUUUUGCCAAGAUUAGAACAGAUUAGAGAAGAAAUGAAAAGAAAAACCUACCUCAGGGUAAAGUUACCUCAGUAUUCCUAACUUUUUUUUGCUUGCUGUUUUAUAAGAAGAAAAUUAAGAGCUGAUAGUCCUGAAUAUUUUUAUUUUUUUAUAAAAAAAUAUUUUUUUUUUCUUAGGUAUUAACUUGUUGCUUUAGUUAUUUUUUCUUCUUUUUUUUUAACGUGUGUUUGUUGAUGGGUGAAUGAGUUCAGGAAACACUUUUUUUUAAAGCGAAGAGAUAAAGUACUGGUGUGGAUAGGAAGGGGCUGCUGUCAUUUUGCCUUUUUAGGGAGGAAACCUACUUUUCUGUCUUCCUGAAGAUGACUACAGCAGCUGUGGAGUGAAAUGGAAAACAAUGGGGAGUGGUGUCCACCGGAGAAGGGUCCUGAUGGUCUCAAGGUGACAGAUCAGUGUUUUUGAGGCUCUUUUUUCACACCCAUAAAUGAGAUUCAGACAAUCCAGAAAACACAUCCUCUAGAUGUCUCAAACUGAUUACCCUCUGCUCUGUCCACUGGCUUGUCCUGUGCUCUGUCCUCUCUCCUGUCCUCUGCUCUGUCCUCUGGCCUACCUUGGUUCUGCCCUGAGCCCUGAUGGACCCUUCUCCUCUGCCUUAUUGUGAUGUUUACCAUCUAGUGGCAGACAUGAGGGGACAUUUGUCCUUUUUAGAGGACGUGAGCUUUGAAGCGAAUCUUCAGGCUGUCCUCACCUGGACUCUGAGAACUUGUCCUCUUCGUUUGGUUGUGGGUCAUCCGCAGACGGAGGAGAACACAGCUCUGACGUCUCUGAAUGUGAAUAUUUAUUCCCGGUGCUCCGACCACGACACCCCAACGCUCCCUGUUGGCUACUUGUGUGUUUGUGUUUAUCGAUUUUAAAUGUGUUUAUUGUUUUUUUCCUUUUUUUUUUUCUAUUUUUUUGUCUUUGUAAGAGGAUGUGGUUGGCUGAAAAAAGCAGAAAAAAGUAGGACAAGAACCUAUGGCCCCUCCAUCCGUGAAUGGCGGAGGAUGGAGAGAAUUAAGAGAAAAAUGGGAGCAAAAAAACAACACUGCUGCAGAUUCAAACCUGUACGUGUUAAUCAUGAUACUUUUCUAUUUUUGAAGAAAAAAACUAUAAAAACUCGAACAGCAAAAGACGUUGAGAAAAGAGGGAUUGUGCCAGAAAACUGAAUAUUUUCCCACCAGCGCUCGCCAACACAGCAGCUAGCCCACAAGCUAACCAACAAACAGGGAGAAAUCUAUGCUGUCGUGUCUGUGCUUCCAUUUUUACCCCGAGGUGCUGAUUCCACAGCCGGACACGUCGUCCUGUGUUGGGUUUCCACCUCGAUCCAAACCAUAGAGCUCUGUUCGCAACCACCGAGACGCACUACGUAGACUCAUCAUUCAGCCUCGGCUACGAUUCAUGACUUCUGUUUCAGUUCAUUGUUUAAUUUUUUAAAAAAUACAGCAAGCUUUAUUUGGACGUGACAUCUAGGGACGUACUGUUGCACUAAUUGAUUCAAAAUGUCGACAACGUCAAACUGAGAACACCUGAUGCAAAUCUUAAAGGAAAACAAUGGAGGUCAGAGGGGGAAGAGAGGGAAAGACGAGAGGAAUGAGAGAAUGUGUUUAGAAGCUGGUUAUCAAGUGACAUUAAAAACCUCCUUUCGUACCGUUCCCCAUUUAAACCUUUCGAUUUUCUCCAUACCCUUCCGCACUCAAAGAAAAGAGCGAGAAGUUUUUAUUUCCUUUAGUUUUUUGGGCGGGCGGGAAUGUCGGGGUCCCUCGCCCUCUCUUGCGCUGGUCAUCGUGUUUGUUUUGCUCACUUCUGUUCAGGACAUUUUCAUUUUCUUACUUAAACUUUUUUUUUAAGAUGAACAGUCCGACACUCUUUUGGAAAAAUGAAAAUAGUAGAAUUUGAUCAUGUUUCGUUCAUUUCCUUUUUAAUGCACAAAUCUAUAAACAUAACGGCUACUAAAUAUUAAGCCGUACUAACCAGUAGCUCAGUACAUCUCGGUAACUGUGCCAAACCCACAGUCCAGAAUGCAGUAGAACCAUGUUCAACAUGUAACCUGGGAUCCAGACCUGAUGGAGCUGGUUACAUGGCUCAUCCCUUCCUCCCUUUUCUGUCUACAGUAGAGACAUAACAUGUUAGGGUUGACCUGAAACGGUCUGCUCCUGCUCUGUGAGAAUGUAGCAGAAAUAAUACAAGAACCCGGCAGAACUCUGCUGUCAGAACCCAGAUCUGUCUGCAGAACUCUGCCGUUAGAACCCAGAUCUGUCUGCAGAACUCUGCCGUUAGAACCCAGAUCUGUCUGCAGAACUCUGCCGUUAGAACCCAGAUCUGCUGGCAGAACUCUGCCGUUAGAACCC